AUGAAGAGUUAUAAAGUAUUCAAGAAACCUUAUAUCCUUAUAGAAGACUGCAAGAACAAAUGUCAACCAUUUUAUAAAGAAUAUGUCAACUCGGAUGCUCCAAAGCUUCACCUGGAUAGUCCGACGCUAUGCUGUCCGUUCCAGGCAGCCAAGAAAUACAAACAAUCAGGCAGGCGUAGGCACAUCCGGGAAGGCUUUUGUGAGAUCUGCUAUGUAAGGUUCAACAACUACGAAGAACACAUCGAGGAGUUUGAGCACAGGGAGUUUGCCAAGGACAACUCUAACUACAAGAAGCUCGACAUAUUCAUAUCAACCUCGGCUUUUGAAAACAUAGGUCCUCCAGAGGAGUAUAUUCCACAGUCACCAACCUUCAAGCUAACUCCGGCCUCUAGUGGGAGAAAAUAUAAUGGCACAUGUUCGAAUGAUAACGAAAAGUGCAGCCAAACACUGCAUUUUUCUCUGAUUAGCACAGAAGGUUGUCUAGGGCAGGACGCCAUGCUGUUUGAUCACUUCAUUGCCGAAAUAUUUGAUAAAUAA
This is a messenger RNA of Encephalitozoon romaleae SJ-2008, 537 nucleotides long. Its product is annotated as protein kinase. Bases 1 to 537 code for a protein of 178 amino acids. Gene Ontology annotation, molecular function: zinc ion binding; nucleic acid binding. The transcript has a single exon. The record is from RefSeq and is a predicted model, not a curated record. NCBI's taxonomy places the organism in Eukaryota, Fungi, Microsporidia, Unikaryonidae.